This is a messenger RNA of Trichophyton verrucosum HKI 0517, 2049 nucleotides long. RefSeq names its product aldehyde dehydrogenase, putative. Lineage: Eukaryota; Fungi; Ascomycota; Eurotiomycetes; Onygenales; Arthrodermataceae. Gene Ontology annotation, molecular function: aldehyde dehydrogenase (NAD+) activity. The transcript has 5 exons. The record is from RefSeq and is a predicted model, not a curated record. The coding region runs from base 1 to 2049 and encodes 682 amino acids.
AUGCCGAACCAGCAGCUAACUCGCGCCGUUGCCGCCGGGAGCUGGAUCUCUGACUAUCUCUCUGACUAUCUCUCUGACCAUCGCCAACAGGCCGGUGCUCGAGAUUGGUCAGGUUCUCCUGCUUGGUUAUCGGCCGGGUUUCAGGCGGUUUCACGGACAGGAGGGCAGGAGGACAAGGAGAGGGACAAGGAGAAGGACAGGGAGAAGGACAGGGACAUGGAGGGAGGACAUGAAGGAGGGGGACGGACAGCGAAGACGACCUCUCUUUCUCUCUCUCUCACUCUCUCUCAUACCAAGCGAGCCAUACAGAGCGACGGAGGGCCAUGCAGAGCCAUGCAGAGCUAUGCACAGCUAUGCAGGACGAUGGCCGGGCGAUGGAGGGGGAAUGGGAAGGCCGACGCCCGGGCAUCAAGAGCCAGCGACGAUGGGCUUAUAACACCGCCGACCCCACUUUCUACCUCCCUCCGCCUCCACCUCCGUCUUCCUCUUCUUCUCGCCCUCUUCUUCUUUUUCCCUUCUUCUUCUUCUCAACUUCACCUUAACAACCAUCUCACUCUCAUCAUCAUCAGCAGCAGCAGCAACCAUGGCCCUUACACAGAAGAUCGAGACCUGGACAGGUUCAUCAACAACAAGUUCGUCAAGGGCACCGAGGGCAAGACCUUCGAGACCAUCAACCCUCACAAUGAAAAAGUCAUCUGUGCCGUCCAUGAAGCUACUGAGAAGGACGUCGACCUCGCAGUUGCGGCUGCCCGCGCUGCCGUCGAGGGUCCCUGGAGAAAGGUCACCCCCAGUGAUAGGGGCCGCAUGCUGACCAAGCUCGCCGACCUGCUCGAGCGGGAUAUCGAGACCAUUGCCGCCAUCGAGGCCCUCGACAACGGCAAGGCCCUCUCCAUGGCCAAGGCAGACGUCACCAACGCUGCCGGGUGCCUCAGAUACUACGGCGGCUGGGCCGACAAGGUCGAGGGCAAAGUCAUCGACACCGACCACGAGACCUUCACCUAUACCCGCCACGAGCCCGUCGGUGUCUGCGGCCAGAUCAUCCCCUGGAACUUCCCCUUGCUCAUGUUUGCCUGGAAGAUCGGCCCGGCCCUGGCCACCGGUAACUCCAUCGUCAUGAAGACCGCCGAGCAGACCCCUCUCAGCGGUCUCUACGUCGGCAACCUCAUCGUCGAGGCUGGUUUCCCCGCUGGUGUUGUCAACGUCAUCUCUGGCUUCGGUCGUGUUGCCGGUGCCGCCAUCUCCUCCCACAUGGACAUCGACAAGGUUGCCUUCACCGGCUCCACCGUCGUUGGCCGCCAGAUCCUCCAGGCCGCCGCCAAGUCUAACCUCAAGAAGGUCACCCUCGAGCUCGGUGGAAAGAGCCCCAACAUCGUCUUCAACGACGCCGACAUUGACAAUGCCAUCAGCUGGGUCAACUUCGGUAUCUACUACAACCACGGCCAGUGCUGCUGUGCCGGUUCCCGUAUCCUCGUCCAGGAGGGCAUCUACGACAAGUUCCUUGCUCGCUUCAAGGAGCGUGCCAACCAGAACAAGGUCGGCGACCCAUUCAAGCCAGACACCUUCCAGGGCCCCCAGAUCUCUCAGCUUCAGUUCGACCGUAUCAUGGGCUAUAUCGAAGACGGCAAGAAGGCCGGUGCCAAGGUCGAGGUUGGUGGUGAGCGUCACGGAAACGAGGGCUACUACAUCCAGCCAACCAUCUUCAGUGAAUGUACCGAUGACAUGAAGAUCGUCAAGGAGGAGAUCUUCGGACCCGUCUGCACUGUCCAGAAGUUCUCUACCGAAGAGGAUGCCAUUCGCAUUGCCAACAACUCUUCCUACGGCCUCGCUGCCGCCCUCCACACCAAGGACCUCAACACCUCCAUCCGUGUCUCCAACGCCCUCAAGGCCGGAACCGUCUGGGUCAACUGCUACAACCUCAUCUCCUACCAGUCUCCCUUCGGUGGAUUCAAGGAGAGUGGUAUUGGCCGUGAGUUGGGAGAAUACGCCCUCGACAACUACACCCAGAUCAAGACCGUGCGCAUCCGUCUUGGUGACGCCAUGUUCGGUUAA